Messenger RNA from Pipistrellus nathusii (Nathusius's pipistrelle), 456 nucleotides. The record is from the annotation of a GenBank genome assembly. Lineage: Eukaryota; Metazoa; Chordata; Mammalia; Chiroptera; Vespertilionidae.
AUGGAUGAAGUUGGAAUCACUGAAUAUGUGAAAGGAGAUAAACGCAAGUUUGAAAUCUGGUAUGCUGGGAAAGAAGAAAUUUAUAUUGUCCAGGCUUCAAAUAUGGAUGUGAAGAUGAUAUGGCUAAAAGAGAUAAGAAAUAUUUUAUUGAAGCAACAAGAACUUCUGACAGUUAAAGAACAACAGCAGCGUAAUCAGUUAACUGAACAGGAUCAGCUUUCGUCUCAACAGAAUGAUGAAAGGCAACAGCGAGCUUUUGCAGUCCCCAAGAUAACUAAACCUGAGCACACCAGCACUGUGGUAAGGGUCCAGGAGGCAACCUCAACAGUUCAGGAGGGAGCAAAUACAGUUUGGACUGAAGAAAUCUCUGAAGGCCGUGAGCCAUGGUUAAACAACUAUUUCUCUUCUUCCUAUGUUGAUGAUGGAGAAGAAAAAACACUACUGCUACUGUAUUAA